UCCUGACCCAGCCCCUGAACUUUUAAAGGGCGUCGCUCCUCUCCUUUCAUUUCCACCAAGUGUGGCGCGCCCGAUGUCUCUGUCCCGGAGAUGCCCUGCUGCAGCCGCGGCUGCUCUGCGGGUCCUGGGCGCCGCUCCGGCCCGGGCCAGCCUACCCCGGCGAUGCUACUGUGUCCGCACCGCGCAGCGCCAGGGGCUGCUCUUCCGACAGCUCUUUGAAUCGGCAAGUUCCACAUAUACCUACUUGCUGGCAGAUUUGAAGACCAAGGAGGCGGUUCUGAUUGACCCAGUUCUGGAGACAGCCAAGAGGGAUUCGACACUGGUGAAGCAGCUUGGUCUGAAUUUGGUAUAUGCAGUCAACACUCACUGCCAUGCUGACCACAUCACAGGCACCGGAUUGCUGAAGAAGCUUCUCCCAGGCUGCCGGAGUGUCAUCUCCAAACAUAGUGGCGCCUCUGCUGACCUCCUAAUUCAGGAAGGGCACACCCUCAAAUUUGGGGAUUUUGCCCUGGAAGCUCAUGCCACCCCUGGGCACACGGACGGAUGCCUGACGUAUGUGCUGAAUGACAAGGGUAUGGCUUUCACUGGCGAUGCCUUGCUGAUCCGGGGCUGUGGACGGACGGACUUCCAGCAAGGCAACCCAGAGACCCUGUAUCGUUCGGUCCACGAAAAAAUCUUCACACUCCCUGGCCACUGCCUAAUCUACCCUGCCCAUGACUAUACCGGCCAGACAGUGUCCACAGUAGAGGAAGAAAAAACCCUGAAUCCUCGCCUCACCUUAUCCCAAGAGGCCUUCGUUGAACUGAUGAACAACCUGAAUCUGCCCAAGCCAAAACAAAUAGAUUUCGCGGUCCCUGCUAACCUCAAGUGUGGGGUCCAAGAUGUAGCCGCCUAGAUGAACCCUCUGACCUCCCCAAGAGGCAUCCCCUGCAGCAAUGGGAUGGUUUCAUGGCGAACAAACAAUCUCCUUACCACACUCUGAAGGAAGAUGGCAGUGAUUUCUUUGGAAAGACGCGUGUGUCCUCAGAUACACCCUAACUUGGUUUGGUUCCUGAUCCUCCUGCCUGUUGUGAUCAUCAACCUCUUAAUUCCACCUCCAUGACCUCAGUGGCCCACUUUUCUUUGUCAAUUUGCACUGGCUGGACAUUCCCAGCUCAACCAGGACCCAUGUGAUGUUUUUGUUUUCCAAGUAUGCACUGUGUCGAGAUUUCUGCCGGGCCUCAAGAUUCCUUGCCAGAAGACAAGGAAUCCUUGCACUGUGAAUGUUCUGGAAACUCGGGUUUUGUGCCUGAGAAACUCUUGUCGCUGAGAAAAAAUAAAAUGUAUUUGUUGUUA
Molecule: messenger RNA, 1335 nt
Organism: Lacerta agilis (Sand lizard)
Lineage: Eukaryota; Metazoa; Chordata; Lepidosauria; Squamata; Lacertidae
Gene: ETHE1
Product: ETHE1 persulfide dioxygenase
Exons: 7
Coding region: 74-895 (273 amino acids)
Biological process (GO): glutathione metabolic process; hydrogen sulfide metabolic process
Molecular function (GO): sulfur dioxygenase activity
Source: RefSeq, a predicted model, not a curated record